This is a messenger RNA of Arabidopsis arenosa, 1983 nucleotides long. NCBI's taxonomy places the organism in Eukaryota, Viridiplantae, Streptophyta, Magnoliopsida, Brassicales, Brassicaceae. The record is from the annotation of a GenBank genome assembly.
AUUACUUUAAUAUAGAGAAUUUGAUUCAAGAAGGAUGGCCCAACACACUGAGAUUACAUUUGAGGAAGGAUGGCUUUACAUACAGAAAGGUGUUACCAAGCUGAUAAAGAUUAUAGAAGGAGAUCCUGAACCACCAUUUGAUGCUGAGCAAUAUGUGAAUCUUUAUACGACUGUCUACAAUAUGUGCAACCACCCUCCUGGUUACUCAAAACAGCUUUAUGAAAAGUAUCGUGAAGUAAUUGAAGAUUAUACUAUCCAAACGGUGUUGCCGUCUUUAAGGGAGAAGCAUGAUGAAAAUAUGCUAAGAGAGCUUGUUAAGAGGUGGGAUAACCAUAAAAUUCUGGUUAGAUGGUUAUCAAGAUUCUUUCUUGAUGUUGACUGUUACUUAGCUCGUAGAGGCAUUCCAAGACUGAGAGAAGUUGGCUUGACAUGCUUCCACGAACUGGUUUAUCGUGAGGUGCACUCCAUAGCCAAAGAAGCUGUAUUAGAACUUGCUGAAGAGUCUCUAAUAAUGGAAAGGGAGAGAGUCACUCAUUACCUUCAUUCAACCACUGAACCCAAACUACUUGAGAAAGUACAAAAUGAAUUGUUGGUGGUGGUUGCAAAACAGCUUCUAGAAAAGGAGCACUCAGGGUUCCGUGCAAUGCUAAGAGAUGACAAGAAAAAUGAUCUCUCUAGGAUGUACGGGCUCUAUCAUCCAAUCCCUCAAGGGUUGGAACCUCUUGCAAACUUAUUCAAGCAGGUAGUAAAUGAGCUACAAGAGAAGUACAUAGACUAUGUCACUGAGUGUUUUCAGAACAACACCAUCUUCCAUAAGGGAUGGUCCAACAUUCAGAAAGGUAUUAUCAAGCUGAUAAGGAUUCUAGAAGGAGAGCCUGAACCACCAUUUGAUUAUGAUGAAUAUAUGAAUCUUUACACGAUUAUCUACGAUAUGUGCAACCAGAGAUCCGAUUACUCACAGCAGCUAUAUGAUAAGUAUCGUAAAGUAAUUGAAGACUAUACUAUACAAACGGUGUUGCCAUCUUUAAGGGAGAAGCAUGAUAAAGAUAUGCUAAGAGAGCUUGUUAAGAGGUGGAAUAACCAUAAAAAUAUGGUCAAACGGUUAGGCAUGUUCUUCUGUUAUAUUGACCGUCACUUCGUUCAUCGGAGUAAGAUUCCAAUUCCAACACUAGAUGAAGUUGGAUUGUCAUGCUUUCUUGACCUGGUUUAUCAUGAGAUGCAGUCCACAGUCACAAAAGUUGUAUUAGCACUUAUUCAUAAAGAACGUGAGGGCGAACAGAUUGAUAGGGCACUGGUGAAGAACGUAUUAGAUAUUUAUGUGGAGAAUGGGAUGGGAACUAUGGAAAAAUAUGAAGAGGAUUUUGAAAGCUUCAUGCUUGAAGAUACUGCUUCUUACUAUUCUCGCAAGGCGUCAAGGUGGAUCGAGGAGGAUUCUUGUCCUGAUUACAUGAUAAAGGCAUGUCUACGAGACUACGACUAUGGUAUCAUUCGAUUUCAGAAAAAGUGUGUAUAUAUUAACGUCAUUAAUUUUGUAUUGCAGGUUGAAGAGAGUCUAAAGAGGGAGAGGGAGAGAGUCACUAACUAUCUCCAUUCAAGUACUGAACCCAAAGUAGUUGAGAAAAUACAAAAUGAAUUGUUGGUAAUGGUUGCAAAAAACCGUCUAGAAAAUGAGCAUUCAGGGUGUUGUGCAUUGCUAAGAGAUGACAAGAAGAAUGAUCUCUGUAGGAUAUACAGUCUUUAUCAUCCAAUCCCACAAAGGUUGGGACGUGUUGCAGACUUAUUCAAGAAGCAUAUUACUGAAGAGGGGAGUGCUCUUAUCAAACAAGCUGACGACGCAACCACUAAUCAACUACUAAUUGAGCUACACAAUAAGUACAUGGUCUAUGUCACCGAGUGUUUUCAGAACCACACCCUCUUCCAUAAGGUUUGAGUUUGUUCAUGUGUGUUUAUCUUUUCCCACAAUAAUAAAUUGAAUGGCUAUAC